AUGGGGAAAUUAAUUUCCAAAUGGGUUGGAGUGUUUUUGAUGAUACUUGUGUUUACUAUAUGGAUAGCAGAAUGCCGAAAACUUGAGAGGGAGACCCUGGGAGUUGGUAUUGGUGGAGGUGUUGGAGGUGGUGUUGGUGGUGGUAUAGGAAUUGGAAUUGGAGGUGGUGUUGGAGGUGGUGUUGGUGGUGGUAUAGGAAUUGGAAUUGGAGGUGGAGGUAUAGGAGUUGGAGGCGGAGCUGGCGGUGGAAUAGGUGGAGGCAUAGGAGUUGGAGGCGGAGCUGGCGGUGGAAAAAGUGGAGGUCGAGGACAUGGAGGCGGAGGUGGAGGAGGUGCUGGUGGUGGUUCUAAGGGUGGAGGACAUGGGGGUGGAAGUGGAAGAGGAGGUGGUGGUGGAAAAGGAGGAGGGGGAUUUUAG
This is a messenger RNA of Gossypium raimondii (Peruvian cotton), 417 nucleotides long. Its product is annotated as glycine-rich cell wall structural protein. Bases 1 to 417 code for a protein of 138 amino acids. The transcript has a single exon. The record is from RefSeq and is a predicted model, not a curated record. NCBI's taxonomy places the organism in Eukaryota, Viridiplantae, Streptophyta, Magnoliopsida, Malvales, Malvaceae.